GACAGCAAUAUCACCCGAGACACAGCUGAAACAGAUAGCGUCGACUUAGCGAGCGAGUGACAAGAGAGGUUGGGAGAUGCAGGGCGGGAAGAGCUCGAGCGCGGUGGGCGCGGCGAAGGAGGCGGUGGCGAACGUGGGCGCGUCGGCGUGGGCGGGGAAGGAGAAGACCAAGGCGGUGGUGCAGGAGAAGGUGGACAAGGUGAAGGCGCACGACCCGGCGGCCAAGGCCUCCGCCGAGGCCAAGAAGCAGGAGCGGAUCCAGGAGGUGGAGGCCGUUAAGCAGGACGCCAUGCGCCAGAACGCCGCCGCCAAGGAACACGCCACCGCCUUAAGCUACCAUCCCACACCUGACGCAGACAGGGAGGCCCGCGCCGUGGCGGUGGAGGGCCCCGGCGCAGGGCCGGCGGCAGCUCCGCGUGCGGGGAGCAUAGACGACGGCCGCCUGCCCGCGGGGGCGGGGCACGCGGUGGGCACCCUGCAUGCGCGCGGCACGGCCGGCGGCCGCUCGAUGUAGGAGGAGAGCUCGUCUGAGAUUUCUCUCCACGGUGAUUUGCGCGCGCGUGUGUAAAAUGGCUUUGCGAUCAGCGAGCGUUAUGUUUGUUCGAGUUUGCUGCUGUACUUAUUAUACUGGUUUGGUUGUCUGUCUUGUCUGGUUUGAAAAUUGAAACUAUGAUG
Messenger RNA from Lolium perenne, 675 nucleotides. RefSeq names its product 18 kDa seed maturation protein. The record is from RefSeq and is a predicted model, not a curated record. NCBI's taxonomy places the organism in Eukaryota, Viridiplantae, Streptophyta, Magnoliopsida, Poales, Poaceae. Gene Ontology annotation, biological process: embryo development ending in seed dormancy.